Sarcophilus harrisii (Tasmanian devil) is the source of this 2873-nucleotide messenger RNA. RefSeq names its product calcium voltage-gated channel auxiliary subunit gamma 1 (gene CACNG1). Bases 716 to 1390 code for a protein of 224 amino acids. Gene Ontology annotation, cellular component: membrane; L-type voltage-gated calcium channel complex. The record is from RefSeq and is a predicted model, not a curated record. The transcript has 5 exons. Lineage: Eukaryota; Metazoa; Chordata; Mammalia; Dasyuromorphia; Dasyuridae. Gene Ontology annotation, biological process: calcium ion transmembrane transport; regulation of calcium ion transmembrane transport via high voltage-gated calcium channel. Gene Ontology annotation, molecular function: voltage-gated calcium channel activity; calcium channel regulator activity.
ACCUGAUUGGCCCCCGCUUUGAUGUAGUUUCAUCUAAACGCACAAGUCCCACUUACUUACUCUUGGAGUUGAUGAAUGUCUGAAGACCAUGGGAAAUACCAACCCCCUGCCAACCAGACGGGUUUCCAUAUAGAAAAGGCGGUUCUAUAAAAGCUAAAUGCUACUGCUUCCCUGUUGCAUAUCCUUACCGGGUCAGAGAAAAGUAAAUCUCUUUUUGUUAGCAGUUCAGUGUUACAAGUGCCUCAUUUUGGCCCCAGAUGCACCAUCAAGUAGGAGAGCGCUAGCUUCUGGCUCGUCCCAAAGACCCCGAUAACUUUGGGCAGAAUUCUGAAGCUCUCUUGCUUUCACACUUCUGCAGGACGAGGUGAGUCUUUCUCAUGUCUCUGCACCACCUCUCACCCCAGUGACAGAGGGACAGAGCAAUGAGACACGCUUAGAAUCCAAAAAGACCAUCUCUUCCUUCGCUCCAUCUGGGACUUAGCAGCUGUGCUUGCUUCCCAGUCGCCUAAAUGCUUCAGCCUCCCGGCUGGUCUGCCCUUGCUCCUUGAGACUGACAUUUCAAAGUGCUUAGACUCAGUAAGGCACCAGUCCUACACCCCACACCCUGACCUGGCCCAGCUGCCACCCUUCACCAGCCACCUUCUCAGCCAGCUCUAAGCCAGGAGGGAAAGAGCUCCCCAGAAUUCAGCCUGCUGGACCCCAUUUUUUGGUGAUCAUGACGGAGGUCAAGGCACUGAAAGUCCGGUUGACUCUCUGCUUCAUCCUGGUGGGCGUCUGCUUGUUGAUGGCCGCAGUGGUGACCGAUUACUGGGCAGUUCUGAGCCCCAGGGUGGAGCAGUACAAUGCCACCUGCGAGAUAGCCCACUUCGGUCUCUGGAGGCUCUGCACCAAACGGAUCUACAUGAGCAACACCAAUGACAAGAGCUGUGGACCCAUCAACCUGCCAGGGGAACAGAACUGUUCAUAUUUUAGGCAUUUUAACCCAGGAGAGAGCUCAGAAAUCUUUGAAGUCACCACCCAAAAAGAAUACAGCAUCUCUGCAGCAGCCAUCUCCAUCUUCAGCAUCGGUUUCACAAUCAUGGGGACCAUUUUCAUCCUUCUGUCCUUCAGGAAAAAGAGGGAUUACCUUCUGAAGCCAGCAGCUCUGUUCUAUGCUUUUUCAGGUCUCUGUAUCAUCGUCUCUGUGGAAGUCAUGCGGCAGUCAGUGAAGCGGAUGAUAGACAGCGAGGAGACCGUCUGGAUAGAAUACUACUACUCCUGGUCCUUCGCCUGUGCCUGCACCUCCUUCAUCCUCCUUUUCAUCUGUGGCAUUGCUCUCCUACUUAUAUCCCUGCCCCGCAUGCCCCAGAAUCCCUGGGAGUCUUGUAUGGAUGCUGAGCCUGAGCAUUAGUUUGAUGUCAUCCUUUUCCGAUGACCUGGGAUGAGGACUAAGGAAGUAGCAGCCUCCAAGGUGCUCCUGUUCUCUCUCGCUCUCUCUGGAAGCCAAAUGGCUAAAACCAAGAGAGGCAAAAAAUGGGAACGUGGAUAUGGCAGCAUCACCCCCAUCUCCAUCAAUAAUAAGUGGUCCUCCUUUCAAAGGGAUCACAUUUCCCCUUAUCUGAGACAUUUUUCCAUCUAUUCCAGCCCCAUUCUUUAUUCCCUCCUCCAUCCUACCUCCUCCCCUCCCCUCUACUCACCAUCAUAUAGAAUGGUGUCUGGAUUUGUGACAUUCUCCCCAAUUCCUGUCACUAUAUUAAACCUACAGACUGCUACAAUUUGUCUGUGCUCCUAUUUGAAUGGUGACAAACUCUCUGCUCUAAUCUAGUAGCAGAAUAGGAGCCCCGAGCCCCAUCAGCUGAUUUUCUACACUCCAAGCAGUGCCUGUAGAUAAGGAGUUUGGGGGAAUGCACUUGACUCCUAGAUGUUGCAGUUUGGGUUCAUAAUUGUUCUUGUAUACAAUCUCAAACUGGUUUCAGGUUGUCCUUUAUAAAAUGCUCUAUUCUUAUAAUUUACCCCUUUACUUUAUUAUUUCAGUUUUUUCUUCUAAUGCUCUGUGUGUGCAAGUCCCCAGAAAGAAGUCCCUAGAGCAAUGGAUAGAGAUUUGCUUGCAGCAAUAGCCAACCCCUCCUCUAUGUAGGGUCAAGGUGCACAGUGGGCUAUUUGGAAUUCAAUCUAAAGUGAAGGCCUCCUUUUUGCCCUAAUGUUCAUCAUAAUCCCCAAGGAGCAUUUCCAAUUGGGGAGAAAUGAAGUGUGGAUUCAAAUAAAAUUUCUGUGAAAAUGUUAAUCCUUCUGUGCCUUCACUGGAAAUUCACUUGAAUCUGUAGCCAUAACCAUGGAUCCAUAAGCGUAGCUCUUGACCAAGUCAACCUUAAUGGGGUAAAACUAUGGAAGCAGAGGGAUGUCCCAAGUAUGGUACUAAGAACAUUUCUGGGAGCAGCGGAGGAUCUCCCUUACAGAAACUACUUGGGAGUUCAAAAUUUCCAUUUAAACCCUUCAUUUGAGGAAUGUUCUUUGGGAAAAACCAGGAAUCAGCUUUUGUCUGGCUAGACAGAGUGUUAAAAAUAAGAAUCAGGCUAUUUCUGGGCUUAAGGUCUGUCUUUGUCCAAGAGUGAUGUGUCUCUCGGUGCUAAGCCAAAAUUUAAACAACUAGGUCAUAGGCUUCUGAGAGUUGACAUUGAACUCUGCUAUUCCUGACAAUUAGGGAAGGAUAGUAACCGCUCUCUAUUUUCCAUCCCCCUACAAUAGCUCUCUGGCUAACAAUUUGACUUGAAAAUGGUUUUUCUGCGCAAGAGAAAAGGGACUAAUUUGAAUAAGCAAAUCAGGAACCCACUAACUAGGGCACUAAUGUUGGAAAUAGAGAUCCUAUUCAGAGCUUCCAGUUGACAUAUCAGUGC